UAUCUACGUUACAUUGACGACAUAUUUAUUUUGUGGACAGGCACCAAACAGCAAUUUAAAAACUUUAUAUCUGAACUUAACGAAGAACAUAACUCUAUCAAAUUUGAUUAUGAUAUGUCAGCAAAAGAAGUCCCAUUUUUGGACACGAUCGUUUAUAUCGAUAACAGAAACCAUUUGCAAACAAGACUACAUAGGAAACCCACAGACAGACAGAAUUAUCUUCAUAGAGCAUCUGAACAUCCACUACCACUAAAAAAUAGCCUAGCCUACAGCCAAGCAUUAAGAAUUAAGAGAAUUUGCUCUGAUAAUGCAGAGUAUGAAAAUAACACAGAGCAACUUGUCAAAGCAUUUACAUCACGAGGAUACGAAAGAGCAAUCAUUGACAAACAAAUAAAAGAGGUUGACAGCAUUUCACGCGAAGAACUACUAAAACAAAAUUCUAAAAAGACAACAAGUAACAGAACUCCAUUCAUCACGACUUAUAACAGAACCCUUCCACCUAUUGGAAGUAUAUUACGUAAGAACUGGAACAUCCUUAACAUCAAUCCCAAAAUCGCGAAAAGCUUCAAAAAUUCUCCCAUGAUGUCAUACAAACGUAACAAGAAUUUAAGGGAUAUUCUUGGGAGUAAUAAAAUAUCCAACAAUGAAGUAGCAAUAUCUAAAAGCCGUAAUGAAAAGGGUCAUUGUAAGCCAUGUAAUACUAAACAAGGCAAUUUAUGUUGCCAACAAGUUUUGAGUACAUCAACUUUUAGAAGUAACCAAACCAAGCGUACUUAUGUGAUCCGACAUAAGGUUAACUGCAAAAGUAAGUAUGUGAUCUAUCUACUAGAAUGUAUAAAAUGCGGUUUACAAUACAUUGGUAAAUCAGAAACACAAGUCAAUCUACGAAUAAACAACCACCGAAAAGACUCAAGUAAAUCAGCAUCAAUACCAGUUUGCCAACAUUUUAACAACACUUCCCACAACUUCAAUAAUGACGCGAAAUUUAUAAUAAUUGAACAGCUUAAGUCUCUUGAAGGCGACAAGGAACUCUUAAGAUCUCGACUGCAACGACGAGAAGACUUUUGGAUAAAAAAACUGAAAACCCUAAGUCCGCUUGGGUUAAACAUGGAACUCAAUAGCCCUAUAUAGGGCAAUACAUUUCAUAACCUCGUUUUCCCAAUUCAUUCGUGCAUUUUG
Rhopilema esculentum is the source of this 1179-nucleotide messenger RNA. The record is from RefSeq and is a predicted model, not a curated record. NCBI's taxonomy places the organism in Eukaryota, Metazoa, Cnidaria, Scyphozoa, Rhizostomeae, Rhizostomatidae.